AACUACCUUAAAAUCAAAUUAAGGAUGAGCAUAAAUUAUGCCUGUAAUGUAUUUUAACCAUAUUUAAAGAAUUAAGAAAAACUGGGAGAAGACAAUCUGUAAACACCGAUUUCAUGCAAUAUCACAAACUAUCUUAAGUAUAUAAUUGUGAAGUAUAAAAGGAUAAGACUUUCACAGAAUCCUUUCCCGUAUCGCUUCAAAGAACUAAACCGAACUUUAAGAAUCAAUUAUCACAAUUAGAAUUGUAAAAUUCAAUAUUAUAAUUAAGCGAUGAUCAUUAAAUUGACUUUAAGAAUCACCCAUUCACAUUUUAAGAUAAGACUGAUUAAAAAACAGAAGUAACCAAAAAGAAAUUCGUAUUUGAUGAAUAUUAAUCAACUAAAUAAGGGGAGUUUAAAAAUUUUAUGAAUGCUAUGGAUGAUUAUAUAAACUUUUUAAAUGAAAGUUCUGAUUGUUUAACUUUGAAUUCAGAAAAUUACAGUUAAUUAGAAAAUAUCUUAUUUGCAAAAUUUAACAUAAUUAGAUAAAAACAUGAAGAAUUAAAUAAGAAAUAUAAGAUGGCAUAAUAAAAUUUUAAAGUUCAAAAAUAUUAGAAUUAGUUAUUAAAAAAGCAAAUUUUGGAAAUCCAUUCAUAAUUGGAAGAUGAGAGAUAAAAAAAUUUAGUAUUGAAUGAUAUCAAUGAAAAAUUGAAAAAGAAAUAUAGAGAUUUAUAAAAUAAAACACAAUUCAUUUAAAAUUCAUUUAUGUAAGAUAGAAUAAAAUUCGAACAUAAACGAUAGAAUUAAUAUUAAUAAAGUAUAUCAUUUGAUGAAAGUGAUAGAGGUACAACACAGCAAACUUAUGAAACAAAUGAUGAUUAACAAAAUGUGACAAAAUUCUUAAAAUCUCAAAUGCGGAAAUUGAGGCAGAACAAUUAAUAAAUUGAUGAUUAUUCUCGUCUAUAUAAAAAAAUUAGUGAACAUAAUAAUGAUGACUUUUGA
This is a messenger RNA of Paramecium sonneborni, 980 nucleotides long. The record is from the annotation of a GenBank genome assembly. NCBI's taxonomy places the organism in Eukaryota, Ciliophora, Oligohymenophorea, Peniculida, Parameciidae.